CGCUGCUAGGUGUCUAGUGAUUACAAUAACUUGCUUGAACAACACAAAAUAAAGUUAAGUAGGAAAAGUGUAUUAAUUACGUUAAUCAUGAAUGUCUUGGGCAGAAGUGUGAUAAAUAUAGCAAGAGCUUGCAUAACAAAUUCCACCCGAGGUGGCGCGUCAAGUCUGACCAAGUUCUACGGGAAUAGUUAUAUCCAAGGAAGCAUACUAAAUGCCGCAAGAACAUGUGUGAAUAUAGGAUUACAAGGAUUAGAACAGAUCAGAUUAGGAAGCACGUUGUGGCAAAUGCUCAGGAGAAAUGGGCCAUACAAGAAACGCAAACCUUCGAAGAAUCCUUUCAGUGGCCAGCCAUUUAUGAAGGGCGUUGUUUUGAAAACCAUCAUUAAGAAACCGAAAAAGCCUAAUUCCGCAAAUCGCAAAUGCGUCAUUGUACGAUUAUCGAAUGGCCGGGAAAUGACGGCAUAUGUCCCUGGAAUCGGUCACAAUUUGCAAGAACACAAUAUAGUACUCUGUAGGGUUGGUCGAUUGCGAGAUGUACCUGGUGUCAAAAUAAAAUGCGUUCGCGGAAAAUACGACUUGCCACAUGUAACUAAACGCGAAUAGUUUCCAAUUAGCUGCUAUCAACAUCUGUCAUCGUGUAUAUUUUUAUUAAUUAUGUACAAUACUUACAAUAAGUGUAUGUAAAAAUAAUAAUUAUUUCUUAAAAUAUUUGAA
Molecule: messenger RNA, 714 nt
Organism: Cataglyphis hispanica
Lineage: Eukaryota; Metazoa; Arthropoda; Insecta; Hymenoptera; Formicidae
Gene: tko
Product: 40S ribosomal protein S12, mitochondrial
Exons: 5
Coding region: 88-603 (171 amino acids)
Biological process (GO): translation
Cellular component (GO): small ribosomal subunit; ribosome
Molecular function (GO): structural constituent of ribosome
Source: RefSeq, a predicted model, not a curated record